AUGCAAGAGCCUCAGGCUUCAUCAACGGCUACUAACAGGCCUCUGAAUCCAUGUACAGUGACAACGACAAAACAUGUUCAAACUGUCGAAAGAGUGAUAUUGAGUGUUAUACGUUCUGGCAAGACUGCCGAAGCCAAAGCAAAAGAAUACAAUUUCUCUCAAGACCAACCAUGGGUCAAAACAACCAGAACUCUAAGUUUUGUCGACGAAACUACAGACGUGAUCAACAUCCAUGAUUCCGGUGCCGCCAAUUUUGAUACCUUGGAUAGUUUCGGGGAUGACAUCGAUUCUUCACCACCUCUGGAUCCUCUUUAUAAACUCCAGUCACAAGAUUCCGUGGAACAGGACCGGCCUAGAUCUGUAGCAGACUUGGCAGAAACCCCUUCCAACGAUAGCCAACGCCCGUCCAAAAAGCGAGCCCUGAGUUCUUCUUCUGCUGGACCAUGGCUGACUGCUACUCCUCGUUCGAACCCUCCUGAUGCUCUAUCACCUAGUCAAAGAUCCGACAACGGCAUCAUUCUUGGCGUAGCGAGUCCGCAGGUCGCUGCUGCACUUGCAAGUUCCCGCCAGACAGAUCUAUCAAUUCCAGUUGAUCAUGUCACUGAAGCCAUCUCUGGUAUAUACCUCGACGCACCAAGGUGGCCGCUUCAAGAUCCACAAGAGGCUGUGUUAUUUUACAACUUCAUUCACGUUCUUGCCCCUCUUUUCGACUUGUGUGACAGUGAACGACACUUUGCCACCAUUGUUCCUCGGCGAGCCGUCAUGUGCCCUCCUCUGAUGAACGCAGUACUCGCUGCCUCUGCCAAACGCCUAAGCAGAGUGGAUGGAUUUGAUGAGUUGAUCGGUGAUAGGUAUCACCAAAACUGUCUCGAUGCUCUUAUCCCAGCAUUGUCCAGUUCCGCUGCUGUCAUGGAUGAGAACCUACUUACGGCGAUUGUGAUCCUUCGCUACAUGGAGGAACUCGAUGUGCCUCUCACAUCCGCCGAAACAGCCAGCGAAUCACAUCUUGUUGGCACAAGAGUCUUUGUUGCAGCACAGGAAAAGAUUCUUGAUUUCACUGGCCUCCGCCGCGCAGCGUUUUGGGUCGCCCUCAGGCAAGAGAUACACAUGUCAUUUAUGCAAGCUCGACCUGUUGACCCCAACUUUGCGCUGGAAGACAUCUCGCGUCUCGUCCAAAAUGACGAUACCUGUUGUACCUUUGCAAACCUGACCAUCCUGCAAUGUGCUGCGUGCCUUCGCUAUUGUUACGGUUCCGAAGACCAGAGCUUCUCGGCGUGGGAGAGGUUACAGGAAGCCCAAGAGAGAUGGUGGGCAGAAAGGCCGUGGCACUUUCAUCCAAUGUAUAUCAACGAAAGUGAUGAUGUUCCUGGAUUCUUCCCACAAGCGCUUUAUCUUAACGAUGCGGUCGUCACAGGAGUACUUCAUUAUUUAUUGAUCAAGGUUCUACUUGCGGCGCAUAAUCCCAGAACACCAAAACUGGGUCCCGGACAGGCUAAAGCAGCCAAGGCAAUAAAUGAAGAAAUGAGAAAGACUGUUAAGAUGGUUUGCGGAGUAGCUGAGUCGAAUCAAAGAAACCCAACAGGUUUUGCAUAUGCCUGCCUCGCCAUAACCAUGGCUGGUGAUCGAUUUAAUAAUCUAUAUGAACAAGAAGCCCUUUACAAUAUCCUCCAAAAGGCAGAUGUUCAAUUUGGGUGGCCGAAUCGAUCAGUACAAGAGUAUUUGAAGGAGGUUUGGGGCUGGACUGAAUCUCCUAUGAAUGUGAAUUCUGGAAUGCCAAUCGCGGGGAUGCUCAACAGUAAUUUACAAUUAGUAUGA
This is a messenger RNA of Fusarium venenatum, 1815 nucleotides long. The record is from RefSeq and is a predicted model, not a curated record. NCBI's taxonomy places the organism in Eukaryota, Fungi, Ascomycota, Sordariomycetes, Hypocreales, Nectriaceae.